Messenger RNA from Aegilops tauschii subsp. strangulata, 1410 nucleotides. RefSeq names its product protein FAR1-RELATED SEQUENCE 5-like. NCBI's taxonomy places the organism in Eukaryota, Viridiplantae, Streptophyta, Magnoliopsida, Poales, Poaceae. Gene Ontology annotation, molecular function: zinc ion binding. The record is from RefSeq and is a predicted model, not a curated record.
AUGCCGUUCGUCCCCUUUGUCGGAGUUAACAACCACCGUUGCACCACAGUGUUUGGUUGUGCCAUCAUUGCUGACGAGACGGAAGGGACAUACGUGUGGCUGCUGCAGACAUUUAUGAAGGCAAACUGUCAGGUGAAGCCAAAGUCAAUAAUCACAGACGGUGACGCUGCAAUGAUCCGGGCUAUUCGGACUGUCCUUUCAGAUGUUUUCCAUCGUCUUUGCUUCUGGCAUAUCGAGAAAAAUAUGCAGAGGCACCUGCAUUACAAGUCAAUGGAUGAGUUCAGAUCGCUCCUGUACUAUGCCACCUCUCAAGCGAACUUUGAGCAGAGAUGGAAAGCUUUCUAUGAUAAGUGGAAGACGAAUAGAACUGAAGAGUGGCUUGACAGGAUGUACAGGAAGAGGAGACUUUGGGCAGCUUCAUAUCUUUCCGAUGGUUUUUUCCUUGGUAUGCGAAGUAACCAGAGGAGUGAAAGCCUCAACUCCUGCCUUCACCUUCACCUGGACUACGGUAUGACAAUUUUUGAUUUGGUGGUGCAUUAUGAGAACUGUAUAGUUUGCCUGCGUGAGAACGAGGCGUACGAUGACUGCGAGGCAUUCCAGAAGGAACCACCGUCGGUUACUGAAUAUAAGGCCCUUGAGGAGCAUGCCGCCAAAGUAUUCACACCUGCUAAUUUCUACAUCCUCCAAGAUGAUUUGCAUAAGAUGGGUCAGCUGGAGAUAUUUGAGACGCUCGUGGGAAUUGGGCAUCAGCCAUUCAUGGUGACAUGGAAGGAUAACUACAAGUUCAGGUACAAUGUUGUUUAUGAACCAGGUAACUCAGAAGAAACUAUGACAUGCAGUUGUCUUAGGAUGGUUCGGAAAGGGCUGCCAUGCAAACACAUUCUGUUUGUCCUCCAUCAUCUGAACUUAACUGAAAUACCAAAGUGCCGUGUCCUGCAUCGGUUGUCCAAACAUGCGAGAGAUGGGUUGCCUGUGCAGCGGAAGAGUGAUAUGUUUGGAUGGGGUUGGUCAGGGCCAUUGGAGAGAGAACGGUAUAGUGCAAUAACCAUUAAAAUCGCAGAAGCUGCUCAUGUUGCAGCAAAUGAUCCCUUCUUGUUCGACGAGUUGAUGAAGUGUCUGGACAACAUAAUAGCGCAGAAAAAGAUUUCAGAGGAGGAACUUAUAGGAAGUAGAAGGUAUGCUAUGCUUAAGAAGGAGGCAAGUCAGGCACAACAAGUUGAGCCUGGUAUUGGUGAUCCUCAGAAAGUUUCGACGAAGGGUGCACCUAAGAAGGGGCGGUCGAAGGGUGGCCCCGACAUUACAAAGAAUGGUAGGCCAAAAGAUUUUACAGAGAAGAAAAGUGGUCCUUUGUGCAGUCUGUGUAGUCUCCCAGGUCAUAACAAGGUUACAUGUAGUCUGAACGAGAAGUGA